AUGCAUUUCCCACUGGAUCACAUCAGCCCUUGCGAGCAAGAUCUAGCUGGAUAUGUAGAGGAUGGAAUUUUGUAUCAGGGAGAUGGAAUCAUCAGGCAUUUGUGGCUCUCCUUUAAUGGCCUGAUGGGAUCAGGGAUUCCUCCAGAGCUCUACUUGCUAACUGAACUUAGGAGCCUGGCAUUGGAUGGAUUGAACCUUACCAGCACCAUCCCAGAUGAGCUCAUUGGCCUUCCCGGCUUGGAGUAUAUUUCGAUGAUCAGUUGUGGGCUAUUUGGCUCCAUUCCAGAGGCAAUAGGGCACGCGAUUGUCAAAACUUGGAACCAUGCACUUUGGCUUCAACUCCCUGACAGGAACUAUUCCAUCAUCCCUGUAUACGCUUACAAACCCAAUGCAAGCCAUCCUUUUGGUAGAAAAUCAGCUGACGGAACCAGUACCAACAGAACUGGGAUUGCUAACAAAUUUGUGGGGUCUAGCAUUAGACACCAACCUUUUCACUGGGACGAUUCCCACAGAACUUGGGCAAUUAACUGGGUUGAAGUCCUUGUUCCUGAAUCAUCUGAUUCUGAGUGGUGCCAUCCAAAAUGA
Molecule: messenger RNA, 585 nt
Organism: Seminavis robusta
Lineage: Eukaryota; Bacillariophyta; Bacillariophyceae; Naviculales; Naviculaceae
Source: the annotation of a GenBank genome assembly